Molecule: messenger RNA, 1050 nt
Organism: Aspergillus terreus NIH2624
Lineage: Eukaryota; Fungi; Ascomycota; Eurotiomycetes; Eurotiales; Aspergillaceae
Gene: swc5
Product: putative Swr1p complex component (Swc5)
Exons: 3
Coding region: 1-1050 (349 amino acids)
Source: RefSeq, a predicted model, not a curated record
AUGUCGGCCGAUCCUGCGACCAUGGACGAUCCUAUGUUCGAGGAUGAGCAGUACGACUCCGCUGAAGAUGAAGACUUUCAGCUCGACGACGCGCAAGACGAAGGCGACAUUACAUCUUCGGAGGACGAGCAACAACCCGCAAGCAAACGCCGAAAAAGGGAUGCGCAAGACGCGGAUCUUGAGGCAGCUGCGCUAGACUCAGGAGACGAAAUUACGAUACAAAAAGCGAAAUCCAAGAAGCAGAAAAAACAACGCGGAAAGAAGUCAAAGGACAGCGGCGCUGCAGAUGAAGAUGACGAGGACGACGUUGAUUUCGACGAUGAGGAAGGCGGCCCAGCAGGUUUCGUUCGGACGCGAGCGAUGAAGAUGCGAAUGUUUGUGGCCUUUCUUUCGGGCAGGAGGAACGGAAACCCCUCGCGAAGAUUGAUGGGCGCCACUAUCGACGUUGACGAACUAUGGGCGAAAAUGAAUGCCCCAGACACCGAUGCCGGACUACUACCAUCCCAGAUCGAGAAGAAGGAUGGUCUUCCCAAAGACGAAGAACAAAAGCCUGACGCGCAAGACAUCGCUCCGUCAUCCGAGAAUAAACCACCGCAGACCAAAUACCCGGAGGAGAUGAUCAGGAUCAAGCGCACCUACAAAUUUGCCGGGGAGAUGAUAACCGAGGAGAAAGUCGUACCUAAAGAGUCAGCCGAGGCCAAAAUCUUCUUAGCUGAGCAGGAUGCCGAAGCUGCGGCAGCUGAGGACACGGAGAACGGUAAGGUGUCGCGGUUUGACCCCAAUCCGACCGGAAGCAUCAAGAAAAGCUGGGAGAAGCAACAAACGACCGACACAGCUGGCCAGGAAGAGAACCUCCGUGGGCCAAAGAUCAACACGGUGGAGAAAUCGCGACUGGAUUGGGCUGCAUAUGUGGACCAAGCCGGAAUCCAGGACGAACUCCGAGUUCACAGCAAGGCCAAGGAAGGCUUUCUUGGUCGGAUGGAUUUCUUGGACCGUGUUGGUGCCAAGAGAGAAGAGGAAAGGAGGAACGCACGACUGAAGGGGCUGUAA